Messenger RNA from Ectocarpus sp. CCAP 1310/34, 1648 nucleotides. Lineage: Eukaryota; Phaeophyceae; Ectocarpales; Ectocarpaceae. The record is from the annotation of a GenBank genome assembly.
AUGCUUUCGGCGUUGGAUAUCCGCUACUUCUCGUGGCCCUACUUCUUCGCCCUGCUCAUCCUAUCGGCUGGGGUAAUAGCCCCGUUGAUUGUGAUGAAGUCGAGACCCGCGGCGUUGUUCCGCACUGGAAGCGGUCGUAUUCCGGAGUGAUUGGUGUCCGCAUGGAUAGAGGGCAUCGCGUAGCGCCCACGGGAGUUUCCUGAGGUGCGCGCAAGUAGUGUCUUGACAUAGCGCCAAAGCGGGGGGAAUCAGACAAGCUUGCUGGGAUAUGUCCGAAACGAAUGAGCCUGGUGUUGCUGGUUGGUCUGGUGGCAUGGCACGUUGCUGUUAGGCCUCGCUGCAGGCAGUGCGUAAUUGCGCCGCCUUUUGCUUGGAGGGAUUGUUUUGCAAUGUUGGUGCGAGAGGUGCUAGAGGUGACUGAGGUGUGUUGCGAGGAGUCUUUUCCGUUCCGCGAAGCGCGCGAAAACGUGCCUGUAUAGCAGACUUUAGCGUUGGACGUUUGGGUCGCGUGGAUAAAUGUUUCGUAGAUUGUGGUGUAAUAUGUACUGUACUGCUCACAAUGUUGCUGUCUAUUACUGUAGUCGUUUCUGUUUUGGAUGUGGGAGGUGUUCCGGCAAGCGAUCGAGUAGGAGCGAGAGGGAUGCGGGUCUGCAGCAGACGGGACAAGAAGGACAACUAAGUGUUGGAGGCUCGCCGGCGGCCACGAGAAGUUAUGUUAUCGCCGAGUGAGGAGGAUUUACACGACGUCAUCGAGGGGACGUGAAGGGGGCGGGGGGAGGCGGGGGGGGGGGUCCACAAAGCCGUCAUGUGUAUUCAUCGCGUAAAUAUCGAGGCGGCAAGGCGGGUAACGGGGCGUGAGAGAUGGAGGGUUCCUGUGCCGGGAGCGACGAAACAGCGGAAAGAGAACUCCCGCACUCCAUCUGAGGCGAAGACGAGCUCUCGUGGAAGCUCGCGGAUAGCACUCCUCCGCGUUUGAAGAGCUCAAGUUCCUGGAUGAUGAAGCCCGACUUGUUUUCGUCUUGUUGCUUUUUUUUCUUGCUUUUUUUCUGAUGUUUAUCGGUUUGAGUCUAGACUGCAGGGGGGUCGCCAAGUUCGCACCUUGCCGCGUGCUGCAGAAUUGUUGUCCUACGGCGGCAUGAUUUUUACGUUUCCACCUGUGUUCACUUGAGAGCUUUUGGGAGUUGCAAGUGUCAGCCGUGUGACGGUUGUGUGUGUGAUUGUUGUGUGAUGUCAACGGCUUGGCGUAUGCGAGACCUUGUCUGGUUUCCUGUGCUCCUGCAAUGAUUCAAGUUCUACCUUGUGCUGUCCGCGAUUGUCCGCAUUUCUUCGCGGAACUUUGCUAUUUUUGUAUUCUAUCGUUUUGUCGUGUGGUCCUCCACACUACUCGUUCCGGUUGGAUUAUCUGGACGGAUUUUGGAGGAAAUUGGAAGAGGCCAGAAUUGUUUCAAUGUGAAGGCGAGCAACAACGUAAGAGCUGGACGUCCACAAAGACUGCGGAAAAUCUUUGGUAUGAUUGGCAAGUAGUGCAAAUUGCCGCUUCACCGUAACUUGUAUGUUCUUUUGUGCCGGGGCUUUCCCAGCAGAACCCGACACCCAACACGCUGGGACUCACGACUGGGGGAUGAAUUUGUUGUACACCACGGACCUG